Molecule: messenger RNA, 2209 nt
Organism: Aquila chrysaetos chrysaetos
Lineage: Eukaryota; Metazoa; Chordata; Aves; Accipitriformes; Accipitridae
Gene: MFSD2A
Product: major facilitator superfamily domain containing 2A
Exons: 14
Coding region: 40-1614 (524 amino acids)
Biological process (GO): carbohydrate transport
Cellular component (GO): membrane
Molecular function (GO): lysophospholipid:sodium symporter activity
Source: RefSeq, a predicted model, not a curated record
CGCGCGGGCGGCGGCGCGGUCCCAUUCAUCGCGCACGGCAUGGCCGGGGGCGGCGGCGCGGAGCGGGCCCGGCCCGGGGGGCUCCUGCCGCCCGCCUGCCGCCAGCCCCGCCGCAGGGAGAACCGGGAGCGGCUGUCGGUGUGCAGUAAGCUGUGCUACGCCGUCGGGGGGGCCCCUUACCAGAUCACGGGCUGUGCGCUCGGCUUCUUCCUUCAGAUCUACCUCCUGGACGUGGCGCAGCUGGACCCUUUCUACGCCUCCAUCAUCCUGUUUGUGGGGCGAGCCUGGGACGCCAUCACAGACCCCAUGGUGGGCUUCUUCAUCAGCAAAACAUCAUGGACCCGCUUUGGCCGCCUGAUGCCCUGGAUCAUCUUCUCCACCCCAUUUGCCGUCAUCUCCUACUUCCUCAUCUGGUUUGUGCCGGACAUCUCCAGAGGCCAAGUGAUGUGGUACCUCGUCUUCUACUGCAUCUUCCAGACCCUUGUGACGUGCUUCCACGUGCCCUACUCGGCGCUGACCAUGUUCAUCAGCAGGGAGCAGAGUGAGCGGGACUCGGCCACUGCCUACCGCAUGACAGUGGAAGUGCUGGGCACUGUGCUGGGCACUGCCAUCCAGGGCCAGAUCGUGGGCAAUGUGGUUACUCCCUGCAUCGAGAGCCCCCUCUUCAUCGGCAAGACCAACUCCUCGGUGGCCAUGGAGGAGCUAAACAUGACCCAUGACACUGGGUCACUCACAGACACGAGAAAUGCCUACAUGAUUGCUGCGGGGGUCAUCGGGGGACUCUACAUCCUCUGCGCCGUGAUCCUGUCGGUGGGCGUGCGGGAGAAGAGAGAGUCCUCUGAGCUCCGGUCGGAUGAGCCUGUCUCCUUCUUCCAGGGGCUGAAGCUGGUGAUGAACCACGGUGCCUACAUCAAACUCAUCGCCGGCUUCCUCUUCACCUCGCUAGCCUUCAUGCUGCUGGAGGGUAACUUUGCCCUCUUCUGUACCUACACCCUGGGCUUCCGCAACGAGUUCCAGAACAUCCUCCUGGCCAUCAUGCUCUCGGCCACCUUGACCAUUCCCCUCUGGCAGUGGUUCCUUACCCGCUUUGGGAAGAAGACGGCUGUCUACGUGGGCAUGUCGUCUGCCAUCCCCUUCCUCAUCAUGGUGGCCGUCCUGGACAGUAACCUCAUCAUCACCUACAUUGUGGCCGUUGCAGCUGGGAUCAGCGUCGCCGCUGCCUUCCUCCUGCCCUGGUCCAUGCUCCCAGACGUCAUAGAUGACUUCAAGCUGCAGCACCCCAACUCCCAUGGCCAUGAAGCCAUCUUCUUCUCCUUCUAUGUCUUCUUCACCAAGUUCACCUCUGGGGUCUCCCUGGGCAUCUCCACGCUCAGCUUAGACUUUGCAGGGUACCAGACCCGGGGCUGCUCCCAGCCCAGCGAGGUGAACUUCACCCUGAAGAUGCUGGUGUCGGCUGUGCCGGUGGCGCUGAUCCUGCUGGGGCUGCUCCUGUUCAAGCUGUACCCCAUCGAUGAGGAGAAGCGGAGGAAAAACAAGAAAGCCCUGCAGGACUUAAGGGAGGAGAGCAACAGCAGCUCAGAGUCGGACAACACAGAACUGGCCAGCAUCGUGUGACCCCGGGCUGGGUCCGUCCGCUCACACUGGGGGUCUCCGAAGGACUCGGCCCCUCCAGGACUGGACCAGCCUCGUGCUGCUGUAGGUGUGCACUGUCAAGGAGCGCCUGGGAGAAGCCGUGCAGAGCAUCUACCGACUCGAACGCGAGAUCUGUGCCGGUCCUGUGCCUUCCAUGGGACCCACAGAGCGCUGGUAGUGUACAUUACACGAAUUGACGCUGUGGUACCUGUGUGCCUCAUGAGAAACAAAUGCUAUUCCCUGCCGGGUCCCGGAGAGCAAAAAGCCCAAAGCGGGAUCCUUUUGCUUGUAACACUCGUGCCCGCUGCCCGCCUGUGCCCAGCCUGUGCGGGGCUGAUUGCCUGUGGGACCGGGGGUAAUGGUUAGUGUACAUUACACUGUCAAUGUGACCGCGGCAAGGACGUGAGCUCACCUCUGCUGUCUGUACAUAUGACACUAAUGUGGAAAGCUGUUCUUUUUUUAUAGAGCCUAAUUAACUUAAUGAUGUAAAUAUGAAACUAUUUCCUAUUUGUAUAUAUCUGUACAGAAACCAAACUUGAGCUAUUAAUAUUAAUUUACAUAAAAGAGGGGGAAGUCA